AUGGAAUCUCAAACCGGCACCUCCGAAGCCAACCAACCCAACCGAAAGCGUGUCAUCACAGCUUGUCUGACCUGCCGCCGUCGAAAGGUAAAGUGUGAUCACGGACAACCAGUUUGUUCACCGUGUAAGAAAGGAAGCCGUGUUUGCACUUACACAAGCCCUCAAUCAGCUUCACAGUCUUCUCGUCUUGGAAGUGGGAAUCGAGUAUCAAGAAGCAACCGACAAACUGGUCAAGAUGAUAUCAAGAACCGCCUCGAACGAUUGGAACAACUUCUUGAGCGCGCCCUCAGUGGCGGCCCUGCUACCUCACAAAACACGACUAAUACAGCUUCCAACCCGGAGCAUUCCAAAUCAAAGUAUCAAGGACUGGGCUUUUCGGCGAAUCUUCAGUCGGAAACAUUAUCGACCGAUGGUUAUGAUGGCGCUUUGCUCCUUGAAAGCCAGGGCGGUCAAUCUCGCUGGGUAUCAUCUCUGCACUACUCGCUCCUGGCUGAUGAGGCAAUUCACAAGCCUACGCUCAAACGACGACUGGUCCAGUAUAUCGACUACACGUACGGCCUGAACGCUUCAAGCUCUGAGGACGAAGAGUCUUUGGUCACUCACUCUGGCGAGGAUAUUCAUACUUUCGAACCAUUGGCGUUGGCUGUCUUCUAUUCAGCCAUCAAUAGUCUUCCGGCUGAAGACGUGUUGUUGCAGUUCUCUGUAGAAAAGGAGACACUCCUUUCCCAAUUUCAACAUGGCGUGCAAGUUGGCCUGGGGAGAGAGAACUUCUUGACUACAUCAAGCAUUGAAGUGCUUCAAGCUUUCGUCCUGCUUCUGACCUGUCAGUCGCGAGAAGAUGACAUGGCAAAAACCUGGACACUGUUAGGUCUAGCUCACAAAAUGGCCCUCUCGCAGGGUUUGCAUAGAGAACCCUCGCUAUUCACAUCCACAGGCAUGGGCGUCGUCCAAGUUGAGAUUCGCCGCAGGUUAUGGCAUCAGAUAUGCCACCUCGACUAUCGCUCUGCAGAAAGCAGGGGUCAAGAGCCUACUAUAUCAGACGAGGAUUUCACUACCUUACUUCCACGAAACAUAUCGGAUGAUAACCUCGUUGAGGGGAGUUUAGAAAAGACAUCUACAACGCCUGGGUUUACUGAUAUGACAGUUCACUUGAUCCGUCUAACGAUGAAAUCACAAGAAGCUAAGAACAAUGACAACACAACCCCGGUUGCCAAGCUUCAGUCCUUAUUCGAGGAAGUCAGGGGCAUGGUGAAUGAGAUUGUCAAUCAUUUCCAAACACACUAUCUGCAGCACUGUAAUCCACAUAUUCCAGAGCAGAGAAUGGCAAUUGGACUUGCAACGGUAGUCGAAUGGCGGUGCUGGUCUAUCUUCUGGCUGCGAACACCAAAGCAGUACCGGGAGUCGGUGAUUACCCCUGAAGUUCGACAAAUAAUAUUAGAGAAGUCAGUCAACCUCAUCGAAAGCUUGAACACUAUGCUAGGUGAUAAGGACGCCCAGCGGUACGGAUGGCACAUUGGCGGUCAUGCAUGUUUCCAGCCUAUCAUGCAUAUUGUCUCAGAGCUUGACAUGCCCAAUUUCGAUGCUCCCAAUCGACAAGCACUACGAUCACGAGCCUUAGACGCAUUGAGAAAGACCAUGCUAGAGAGGGGACAAGAAGCAACACCGAUGUGGAAUGCGAUGAAUCGUAUCAUCUCAAACUGCCUCGCUAAAUCUGCAUCGAGACCCUUCCCAGUGACACCAUUCCAGGCUACACAGACUGAAUUGCCCAUUAACGAAACGACACAGGGGCUAGGCUCUUCUGCCGCUGCGCCGCGCCCAGACCUGCCAAUCUUCGGAGUCGCACCGUCAACUUCGUUGCCUGACCCCAUGGCAUUGGGGAGUAUAGAAAUGCUGGAGCCUGACAUUAUGUUUGACUGGGUAUUUGAACUUUUAUCCCUCUGA
Fusarium subglutinans is the source of this 1941-nucleotide messenger RNA. Its product is annotated as C6 transcription factor. NCBI's taxonomy places the organism in Eukaryota, Fungi, Ascomycota, Sordariomycetes, Hypocreales, Nectriaceae. Bases 1 to 1941 code for a protein of 646 amino acids. The record is from RefSeq and is a predicted model, not a curated record. Gene Ontology annotation, biological process: DNA-templated transcription; regulation of DNA-templated transcription. The transcript is spliced from 5 exons. Gene Ontology annotation, molecular function: zinc ion binding; DNA binding; DNA-binding transcription factor activity, RNA polymerase II-specific.